Penicillium macrosclerotiorum is the source of this 735-nucleotide messenger RNA. Its product is annotated as enoyl-CoA hydratase/isomerase family protein. The record is from RefSeq and is a predicted model, not a curated record. Gene Ontology annotation, cellular component: peroxisome. NCBI's taxonomy places the organism in Eukaryota, Fungi, Ascomycota, Eurotiomycetes, Eurotiales, Aspergillaceae. Gene Ontology annotation, molecular function: enoyl-CoA hydratase activity; delta(3)-delta(2)-enoyl-CoA isomerase activity. The transcript is spliced from 4 exons. Bases 1 to 735 code for a protein of 244 amino acids. Gene Ontology annotation, biological process: fatty acid beta-oxidation.
AUGCAGGACAUCCCGAAGUUUCGUAACCUCUCGCUAGAGAGGCAUGGAAAUGUCUUCAUUUUGACUAUGCAAAAGCUUCCUGAGAAUCGCUUGAAUUCUUGGUACUGUCAGGAGAUGAUUCGAGCCUAUCGCACAGUUGAGAAGCUGCUAGGCUCGAAUUCUGAAGGAGCUGUCAUUACCCGGGGUAGCGAUACCAAAUUCUGGUGUACUGGAUUGGAACUGGAUGAAUCCGAUACGAAUCCCUUUGCUAAUACAGAUGGAUUCUACCCGCUCAUUCACACGAUCCUUGACUUCCCAUUUCCUACGAUUGCCUUAUUAACUGGACAUACAUUUGGCGGCGCUUGUCCCCUUGCUUUGGCACAUGAUUACCGUAUCAUGAACUCGCGUCGGGGGUUUAUCUCCAUGCCACCGGUGAACCUCGGUUUGCACUUCGAUGGAAUUGGUUCACUUCCAAGACUGAAACUUCGUCCUCAAGUUGCGCGCAAGAUGCUCCUGGAAGCACACAAAUGGACAGGACAGGAAGCUUUAGAAGAUGGUAUUGUAGAUGCUAUUGCUGAACCAGAGCAAAUGCUCAAUGCUGCCCUCGAGCUUGGGGCAAAGUGGGCACCGAAGGCGAAAAUGGGGGUAUACGCACUUCUACGCCAAGAGCUCUGGGGAGAUGCAAUCAAGAAAUUUCAGCGUAUCAGCUAUGUACAUAGUCGAAUGACCUCUGCUCCCGCCAAGGCUAAAAUAUAA